This is a messenger RNA of Lontra canadensis (Northern American river otter), 2044 nucleotides long. RefSeq names its product zinc finger protein 780B-like. Lineage: Eukaryota; Metazoa; Chordata; Mammalia; Carnivora; Mustelidae. Gene Ontology annotation, biological process: negative regulation of transcription by RNA polymerase II. The record is from RefSeq and is a predicted model, not a curated record. Gene Ontology annotation, molecular function: DNA-binding transcription repressor activity, RNA polymerase II-specific.
UAGGAAGAAUCAAUGUUCCCUCAGAGGAACCCUCAGUCACCAGCAGCCUGCACCUGCACGCUCCUGGGGGCUGGAACUCCCACAAAUCUCUGGGCUGAGCUCCGUUAGGGGCGGACCCAAGUUGCAUGCUGGGAACAAUCUGAAACCGCAGAACGCUGGGCUUCGGAAGCGUUUCCACUUUGGGACUGCAUUUCCCAGUGGCCACCACGGGGAGUCAGCGACCACUUCCGGCCAUCCCAGGGUCGUCGUCGUCGUGGUGGGGCGAGGCCGUCAGGUCGAGGAAGGGGUCGGGGGCUGCUAGAGAGAGGCCUCUGCUGAGCAGGACCCCAGCCGGAGGGAUCCGCCAGUGAGGGGAAGCAUGAGGAAGAUGGACCAGUUUUGUCAUUCUAAAAACAUGGCCUAUGGAUCUCUGUCAUUUGGGGAUAUGGCCAUCAGCUUCUCCCAAGAGGAGUGGGAGUGUCUGAACCCUGCUCAGAAGGCCUUGUACAGGCACGUGAUGUUGGAGACCUACAGCAACCUGGUCUCCCUGGAAAGUUCCAUUUCUAAGCCAGAUAUGAUUACCUUACUGGAGCAGGAGAAAGAACCUUGGAUGGUUUUGAGGAGAGAAACAACUGGAUGGUACCCAGAUUUGGAGUCAAAUUAUGGAGCUGAGAAGUUACCUUCAGAAAAUUAUAUUUAUGAAAUAAAUUUGCCUAAACUGGGUAUAAAACAAAUAAGUAAAACUCUUGGCCUCAAGGCCUCCAAUUUUAGAAAUGACUCAGAUAGCAAAAAUAGAUUUAGGGAACAACAGGGACAUCAAGAUGGGUAUAUCAGUCAACAUAUAAUAAGCUAAAAAAAAAUGCAUACUUCUACUCAUAGUACUUCUCCUAUUCACACUACAGAUAAGCCAUAUGAAUGUAAGGAGUGUGGAAAGUACUUUAGUCGUGGUUCAAAUCUUGUUCAGCAUCAGAGUAUCCAUACUGGAGAGAAACCCUAUGAAUGUAAGGAAUGUGGGAAGGCCUUUCAUCGUGUGUCAAACCUUGUUCAACAUCAGAGUAUUCAUGCUGGCGUGAAACCGCAUGAAUGUAAAGAGUGUGGGAAAGGCUUUAAUCGUGGUUCAAAUCUUGUUCAGCAUCAGAAAAUUCAUUCUAGUGAGAAACCCUUUGAAUGUAAGGAAUGUGGCAAGGCCUUUAGUCUUCUGACACAGCUUACUCGACAUCAGAACAUUCAUACUGGUGAGAAACCAUUUAUGGAAUGUGGCAAGGUCUUUCAUCGUGGCUCAAAUCUUGUUCAACAUCAGAGUAUUCAUACCGGGGAGAAACCCUAUGGAUGUAAAGAAUGUGGAAAGGCUUUUCGACUUCACCUACAACUUUCUUGACAUCAGAAAACACAUACUGGUGAGAAACCCUUUGAAUGUAAGGAAUGUGGGACAAGCUUCAGACAUCAAUACCAACAGCAUCAGCAAAUUCAUACAGGUGUGAAACCCUAUGAAUGUAAGGAAUGUGGAAAGAGCUUUAGUCGUGGUACAGACCUUAGAGUACAUCAGAGAGUUCACACUGGUGAGAACCCCUAUGAAUGUAAGGAAUGUGGGAAAUGUUUUACUUGUGGUAGUGAACUUAGAGUACAUCAGAGGAUCCAUACUGGUCAGAAACCAUAUGAAUGUAAGGAGUGUGGGAAGGCAUUUAGUCGUAGCUCAAACCUUAUUCAACAUGUUAAAAUUCAUACUGGCGAGAAGCCCUAUGAAUGUAAGGAAUGUGGAAAGGCCUUUAGACUUAGGUCGGUUUUUAUUACCCAUCAAAGAAUUCAUACAGGUCUGAAGCCCUAUGAAUGCAAAGAAUGUGGAAAAGCCUUUACUGUGAAUGGUCAGCUUACUCGACAUGAGAAAAUUCAUAAUCGUCAGAUGUCCCAUGAAUAUAAGGAAUGUGGGAAAACCUUCACUGGAUAUGAACAACUUAUUCAACAUCAGAGAGUUCAUAGUGGCAAGAAGUCCUAUGAAUAUAAAAUGUGGGACGACCUUUCAUCAUGGACUGAGAUUCACUCAACAGCACAGUAUUCCUACUGGUGA